CUCGAUCGGGCGGUAGCGGCUGUGGGGUGUGAAGUAGAGGGGCGUCUUCAGGGUUUGGCGGUAGUGACAAUGCCAGUUCCUCGCGGGCGAGUUGGAGUCGAAGGCGACUAUCGAGUGAGACGAGCUGCCAGCCCUGGCUCAUCGUGUAGUGCCUAGUGAAACGAGAUGACGGGCUCGCGGCUGAGACCCGCGUUCUUCGUGGGCCUCUUCCUGACCCUUCUAGCCGUCGCCUUACAGGGAAGGCGAGCCUUCGACGGAAGGUGAAGCGGCAGAGGAGGACAAGCAAGAGUCGGUAGAGGAACCAGGCGAUGCAGAGAGCGUCGAACAGACUGAAGAAGAGGCCGACAAAGCAUCCGCGGAGACUGAGCAAGGCAGCGAACCUGGGGAGAGUGCCGAAGGAGGUGAGAGUGAGCAACCGGAUGAGAAGUCCGGUGAGCUGAGCAAGGAAGACUCGGUCGAACAAGCGGGAGAAGGUGAUGCAGAUUCUGGCCAAGAGGGAACUGAAGAGGACAAGAAUGAGAAAUCAUCCUCCGGCGAGGAGGCGCAGGUAGAGGAGGAAAAAUCCGAGGAGGCGGAUGCUGAGAAGUCGGAGGAGGAGUUACAAGGGGAGGCUGAGAGAUCGGAAGAAGCUCGCGGAGCUUCGGACGACGACGAGAAAUCCGAGGAGGAGAAGUCGCAGGCUGACGAUGGAGAAAAAUCCGACGAAGCCCAGGCCGAGGGAGAAUCGGCUGAACAAGCGAAAAUCGACGACGAUGAGGAGAAAUCCGACGAAGAAGCCAAGACCGAAGAGGUGAAAUCCGACGAGGACGAGGCGACCGAUUCGAAAGCGGAAGAGACGGAGGAGGCAGUUUCUGACAAGGAGGAACAAGAAGAAGAAGAAGAAGAAGAUAGCAAAGCCGAGCAGAAAGAGGAGGAAGGUGAACGAUCGGCAGAGCAACAGGUGAGCGGCGAAGAGGCGAAGGAAGAGAGUAAAGAGGGUGAGAGUGAAGCGGAAGGGCAAACGGAGGAGGGAACGGAGCAGAGCGAAGAAGCGCGAGAAGGUAAGUCUGAAGAAGGGGCUGUGAAAUCGGAGGAAGAAGAAGAAGGAGCGGGAAAGUCUGCGGAGGAGGGAACCGAGGAAGAGACCAAAUCGGCGGAGGAAGAAGGGAAAUCGAUAGAGGGGGCGAGAUCAGACGAGGAAGAAGCUGAAGACGCGGCGAAAUCGCGCGCCAGGAGAGAAGUAGGCAAAGAGGAAGGCGAGCAAGAAGAAGGUGGAGAGGAUGACGAAGGCUCGAAAGAACGAGGGGAGAGCGAGGAAGAAGAGCCUACCCCCGAGGAAGACCUGAUUCAAGAGAUAGAAAUACCUGAGAAUUUACGACCGCGCGAUCACAUUAAUCAGCUGUUGAAACUAGACGAGGAGAACGAGGAGAAGGAACGGGCUAUAGAGAAGAACGCGGACGUCAUCCUGAAGGAGUUAAAGAGGGUAUACGACAAUGCCAUCCAGCCACUGGAGUCUUUGUAUAAAUACAGAGACUUGAGCAAUAGACACUUUGGCGAUCCGGAAAUAUUCUCAAAGCCGUUAGUUCUCUUUAUGGGUCCGUGGAGCGGUGGGAAAUCUUCCAUCAUAAACUAUCUGCUCGAUAAUGAGUACAGGCAGACGUCGUUAAGGACAGGUGGUUUGAGAGAGUGCUUUGAGGAGCAAUGCAAAACGCCAAAUGGAAAUGACACAGGAGCCGAGCCAUCUCCGGCCUACUUCAAUAUUAUAAUGCACGGAGAGGAAGAGGAGAUCCUCGAUGGCACGCAGCUCGCCGCCGACUGGACAUUCUCCGGAUUACAAAAAUUCGGCCAAGGAUUGCUCGAUCGUCUUAAGGGUUUACGACUCGGCAACAAGUUACUCGAAAAAGUCAAUAUCGUCGAGAUACCAGGAAUUUUAGAAAUUCGAAAGCAAGUCCAACGUUUAUUCCCGUUUAACGACGCGUGUCAAUGGUUCAUUGACCGCGCGGACAUAAUAUUUUUAGUAUACGAUCCAUCCAAGUUGGACGUUGGGCCAGAAACAGAGGCGAUCCUUGAUCAGCUGAAAGGAAGGGAACAUCAGACACGCAUCAUUCUCAACAAGGCUGAUCAAGUGAAACCGGAGGAGCUGAUGAGAGUGCAAGGUGCUCUUAUCUGGAAUAUAUCGCCGCUGAUGUCCAGCGCUGAGCCGCCGAUAAUGUACUCCACAUCGCUGUGGUCGUUACCGUACGAAGCCGGUGCACCAACCAGAUUGCUGUAUGCUCAGGAACGUGCAUUCCUACGCGACUUGCGUACUGCCAUUGACAAACGGGUCGAGCACAAGAUAGCGAGCGCCAGAAGAUUCGCUGUACGGGUGCGCAAUCACGCUAAAAUGGUAGACUGUUACCUAACCACGUACUACAAUCACAAGACGUUCUUUGGAAAUAAGAAGGAGAUCAGCGACAAGAUCAUCGAGAACCCGCAAGAUUAUCACAUCUACGAGGGCCUGAGCACACUGAAGAACAUAUCGCGCUACGACUUGCCCGAUCCGGACGUUUACCGGGACUUCUUCCGAUUGAAUCCCCUUUACGAUUUCCCUCUGCUCAGCUCCACGUGCACGUACUUCCGCGGAUGUCCGAUCAACAGACUCGACGUUGCCAUAGCAUACGACCUGCCGGAGCUCGUCGGCAAAUACAAGAAAUCGGUGGAGCAAGUCGUACACGAGUACGAGACGAGUCCUUCUAGUUGAGUGUUACGCUCCUGCGUUCUCAAACGGAGCUCUUGAUGCCGCACACGAGGUAUGAGACGAGAGCAAAAAUCGUACAAAACAAACAGCGAAAGAACGAAAGGGAACGGACCGGUUAGUGUAAGUUUGCCAAGUUUGAAGCAGUACAGAGAGAAGUUUUCUUUCCUGAAACAGCCAAGAACAGUAGGUUUGAAUAGCCUCCA
Messenger RNA from Heterotrigona itama, 2919 nucleotides. Lineage: Eukaryota; Metazoa; Arthropoda; Insecta; Hymenoptera; Apidae. The record is from the annotation of a GenBank genome assembly.